UGGCAGGGGCUGCGCGGCAGACCCGCGACACACGGCUACCUGCAGCUAUAAAUGGCGUGCGGGGCGCCGCAGAGUGCCGUGUGCAUCCGUCAUGGCGUCGCUGCGUUCGAUUCUCCUGCUGCUGCUGAGCGCGGCCGUCGCCUGUCUCGGUGGGACCUAUGACUAUGCAGAAGUGAUUCAGAAGUCUCUGCUGUUCUACCAGGCGGAGCGCACAGGCAAAUUAUCAGGAAUGGAUCCUUCUUUGUACUGGAGGAAGGACUCCUGCCUCGAUGACAAAGGCCAGAACGGAGAGGAUCUCACUGGUGGAUACUUUGACGCUGGCGACUACAUGAAGUUCGGCUUCACACUGGCCUACACACUGACGCUGUUGUCGUGGGGCGCCAUCAGCUACGAGCAGGGCUACUCCAGCGCCGGAGCUCUGGACGGCGUGCGCGACGCCAUCAAAUGGGGCACCGACUACCUGUUGAAGGCCCACGUCUCGGCCAACGAGCUGUACGUGCAGGUCGGCAACACGACCGCCGACCACAACUACUGGGGGCGACCCGAAGACAUGACGCUCGAGAGGCCUGCCUACAAGGUCGACACGGAACACCCAGGAACCGACGUGGCGGCCGAGACGGCGGCGGCGCUGGCUGCCGCGUCCGGCGUCUUCCGCUCGGUGGACGCGACGUACGCCGACACCCUGCUGCAGCACGCCAAGGAGCUGAUCGCCUUCGCGGACAACUACCGAGCCAUCUACACAGAGUCCGGCGCCAUACCAGACUCCGACGGCACGGCUUACCUCUCCAAAGGCUACGGGGACGAACUGGCCUGGGGCUACGCGUGGCUGGCGAAAAUUACCAACGAUCAGACCUAUCUGCAGCGGGCGGAGGAGGUGUACGAGGAGUUCGGACUCAUCAACAUAGGAGGCGGCCUGAACUGGGAGCAGAAGGCGUCAGGAGUUGACGCGGUGCUGGCCAACAUCUCCAGCAACGGGCAGUACCUGGAGCACCUGCGCGGCACCUGCAGCUACCUGCUCACCAACGAGAAGCGCACGCCCAAGGGCCUGCUGUUCCUCAGCGAGUGGGGCUCCCUGCAGGUCGCUGCCACCGUCGCUCUCAUGUGCCUCGAGGUGUCGAACCUCGGCCUGGACCAGGAGACGCUGCAGGCGUUCGCUAAGCAGCAGAUCGACUACGCCCUGGGCGACACGGGCCGCAGCUACGUCGUGGGUUUCGGCGAGAACCCGCCACUGCGGGCCCACCACCGCGCCGCGUCGUGCCCGGACUUGCCCGCCACCUGUGAUUGGACGCAGUACAGCACCACGGAUCCCAACCCGCACGAGGUGACCGGUGCCCUGGUGGGCGGGCCCGGCGAGAACGACGACUACAACGACGACCGCACCGACUACGUCCACAACGAGGUGUGCAUCGUCUACAACGCGCCCUUCAUGGGCGUCCUGGCCGCCCUCAAGCAGCUGGGCUACUGAGCGGCCGGCGCCCUGCAAUCUCGACAGCGGCGCCCGGCUCGAUGGCUCAUCGUUAUUUCUUGUAAUAUGGGCCAAGUCUACUGCUAACAACUAAAUCUCAGAAGAAAAGCUUGUCACCUCUCCUUUAAAAGGAUAGUGUCAAUACUAAUAAAUCUUGUUGUGAAACACUA
Schistocerca nitens (vagrant locust) is the source of this 1635-nucleotide messenger RNA. RefSeq names its product endoglucanase A-like. Gene Ontology annotation, molecular function: hydrolase activity, hydrolyzing O-glycosyl compounds. The coding region runs from base 92 to 1465 and encodes 457 amino acids. The record is from RefSeq and is a predicted model, not a curated record. Gene Ontology annotation, biological process: carbohydrate metabolic process. NCBI's taxonomy places the organism in Eukaryota, Metazoa, Arthropoda, Insecta, Orthoptera, Acrididae. The transcript has 8 exons.